AUGUUCCUGUCUAACACCACGACUGUGACGCCCUUCCUGACCAUGUUGUGGCAGGAGACCGCCGAACAGGGCAGCAAUGUGUCGGGGCUGGCUCGCAGGUCUCAGCUCCGAGAUGACAGCAAGCUGGAAGCUCUCUACAUCCUCAUGGUGCUGGGUUUCUUUGGCUUCUUCACCCUGGGCAUCAUGCUGAGUUACAUCCGCUCCAAGAAGCUGGAGCACUCGCACGACCCAUUCAACGUGUACAUUGAGUCGGAUGCCUGGCAGGAGAAAGACAAAGCGUUCUUCCAGGCCCGUGUUCUGGAGAGCUUCAGAGCCUGCUAUGUCAUUGAAAACCAGGGGGCUGUAGAACAGCCUGCCACACACCUUCCUGAACUGAAGCCUUUGUCAUGA
Molecule: messenger RNA, 390 nt
Organism: Microtus ochrogaster (prairie vole)
Lineage: Eukaryota; Metazoa; Chordata; Mammalia; Rodentia; Cricetidae
Gene: Kcne1
Product: potassium voltage-gated channel subfamily E regulatory subunit 1
Exons: 1
Coding region: 1-390 (129 amino acids)
Biological process (GO): regulation of heart rate by cardiac conduction; ventricular cardiac muscle cell action potential; membrane repolarization during action potential
Cellular component (GO): voltage-gated potassium channel complex; membrane
Molecular function (GO): delayed rectifier potassium channel activity; transmembrane transporter binding; potassium channel regulator activity
Source: RefSeq, a predicted model, not a curated record